GCUAGUAUCGCAUGUAUAAUCAGCUGAUAAUUGAUCCAUUAAUAAUUGUUUACUUAUUUUUCAAUUCUUGCCCCUUAUUAUAUGAUUCUUUAAAAAAUUUGUGAAUUAAUGUUAAGAACAUUUGUAAAUUCAUGAAUUGGAAACUGCAGGAAAUUAUAUAAUUUUCCCCAAAAAGAAACUUAGAAAGAGAAAUAGAAAUAAAAUGGAAAUCGAAGAUUCAUUAGAAAACAAUGAUGGCUUGCAAGUUGUACGGGAAUUACAGGCCUCAAUUGUUCGUUUUAUCGAGCAAAGUCUUGAAGUUUAUGCGACAAAAAAAUUGUCAAUCGGCAAAAUUGAGCCGUUUAAUGAAAAAAUGGAAACGUGGACAAAUUAUAUUGAAAGAUUUGAAUUAUAUUGCGAGGCAAACGAUGUGCCAGCGCAAAAAAAAUCAGUUAUGCUAUUAACGGCAAUGGGCUCUAAAUUGUAUAAUAAAUUUCGUGAUAUUUGCCUACCUGAGAAGCCACGACAUUAUGGUUUUGAAAAAAUUGUACAAAUGAUUGGACAACAUUUAGAGCCAAAAUCGUCGACAAUUUACAUGGAACGUUUAAAAUUUGGCAAUUGUCGACAGGAGGAGAAUGAAUUAUUAAGGGAUUAUAUUGAAAAAUUAAAACAAUUGGCAUUGAAAUGUGAUUACAGUGGUGAGGAUAUUAUGUCGAGAUUACGUGAUCAAUUUUUACUUGGAUUAAAAUCGGAGAGAAUUCGAAAUCGGCUAUUAAUCGAGAAACAUUUGACUUGGAAUAAGUCUGUGAAAAUUGCGGCAGUUAUGAAUGAUGAAUUUAUUAACGAUGACGAUGUUUUAAAAAUGCAGCUAGUUUCAAAACCUGUGGAAAAUCAAACGGAAAAUUUCAAAGGUAGAAGUGAAUCUACUGAAAUUAGAGGCGAUCAGAAGGAAACUCGCAGAUCCGGAAGAAUUACAAAAAGACACGAGGCUGAAGAUUAUGCUUAUGAAAAUUUAACAGCUAAACGACAGAAAAUUAAUAACGAAAGAAAGGAAACAAGCGAGGACGAAACGGAAAUGCACAAUUUAAAAUUAGAAAAUAAAAAAUUACGAUUGGAACUCGAGGAAACAAAUAGAAUGCAAAAGGAAUUAACAGUUCUCAAUCGGGACUUACAAAGUCGACUCGUCAAUGAUUAUGAAGAGUUACGAACGUCACUUGCAAAUGUUUGCGCCACAGAUGUAAAUCAUCAACAAUUAACUGAUGUAUUUUUACCAAUUGGUUACGUGCGAAGACUCGACAAAAACGUGCAUUUGGGACGUGAUGUUUGGAUACCAAAAUCAACUUACGACACAGUGAUGUGUACGGCAAGAAAUCCAAGUAUUUUUAUUAAAAAUAUGGCCCUCGCAGUAUUUGGACAUGAAACAUUGGAGAGAAGUUCAGUUACCGGACAAUUAUCGAACAGGACAAGAAAAUUCUACGAGGGACCACCAAAACAAAAACUCGAUCCCACAAAAUUACUGGCGAUAAAGGACGUUUUUCGAUAUUGGCUGCAAGAAAUUAAAAAAGUUGACGAGUGCACGACUGACAUUGAAUUAAGAAAAGUUGGUUCUUACAUUGGACACAAAAUUGCCGAUUUAAAUCGCAGAAAGAAAGACACUGAAGAAACACAAAGAUCGUCGGAGGAUUUUAAUCGAACAGGGGAAGAAUUUCAACGUGCCGAACAAUAUCAACGAACACCGGAAAUUUAUCAUCAAAAUAAUUAUCAACGUGAUACACAAAGUGCCCCGAGAUCGACGACAUUGGUUUACGAUAGAAAUUCCGAGAAUUAUGAUAUGUUAAUGGUAAAUGUAAAAAGUGAGACAAACGAGGCAAAUGAAGAAACAUUGAAUUGUGCGAGUGAAGCUGUUUUUAUAACAGAAGAAGAUAAACAAUCAAAUGUUAAUGGACUAUCAGUUGAUGAUGUUAAUGACGAUGUCAAUAAUGUUGAGGACGAUUCGUUUAUUUCUUAUUUAUAAUUUUUCUUUCUUUAAAAAAGAAAAAAAAGAAGAAAAUUUCGUAAAAAAAAGAAAUGAUUCCAAAAUUUAUCUUUUUUUAAAAAAAAAACAAUUUUUGACAUUGGAAUAAUAUUUUUUUUACGGAACAAUCUGUAAGUAUUAUAUGAUUUGUUUAUUAUGGUAUAGAUAUAUUUUUUUACCUCUUUAGAAGAAAUUGUUUUUAUUUUUUCUUGACGUUACCGAAAAUUAUAUUUUGUUUUUUUUUUUUUUUUUAUUUUUCAUUGGAUGUAAUAUUAUUAUAUUAAUUUUUUUUUCUAUAUAUUAUUCCAAAAUGUCGAUUAAAAGAAUGGAAUGAUUUCUAAGUGAUAAUAUUUCCUUAAUGUAAAGAGACAAGGAGAGAGAGAGAAAAAAGGAAAAUAAAACGGAGACUUUUUUGUAAA
Messenger RNA from Leptopilina heterotoma, 2412 nucleotides. RefSeq lists its product as uncharacterized. The coding region runs from base 203 to 1993 and encodes 596 amino acids. NCBI's taxonomy places the organism in Eukaryota, Metazoa, Arthropoda, Insecta, Hymenoptera, Figitidae. Gene Ontology annotation, molecular function: DNA binding. The record is from RefSeq and is a predicted model, not a curated record. The transcript has 9 exons. Gene Ontology annotation, biological process: negative regulation of DNA-templated transcription.